Messenger RNA from Achroia grisella, 1389 nucleotides. Its product is annotated as proton-coupled amino acid transporter-like protein CG1139. Gene Ontology annotation, biological process: amino acid transmembrane transport. NCBI's taxonomy places the organism in Eukaryota, Metazoa, Arthropoda, Insecta, Lepidoptera, Pyralidae. The coding region runs from base 1 to 1389 and encodes 462 amino acids. Gene Ontology annotation, molecular function: amino acid transmembrane transporter activity. The record is from RefSeq and is a predicted model, not a curated record. The transcript is spliced from 9 exons. Gene Ontology annotation, cellular component: vacuolar membrane.
AUGGUUUCCUGGGGGAGCGCGGAAGCUAACCUAACAUGCAUACAUAUAUGUCCAAGUGAAGUAUUCACACAGUCGCAAUCAACUGUUGCAUUAAACAAUGUUAUUAAGAAUGAUGGCGAUGACGAAUAUAACCCAUUGGAGCAUAGAAAAAUACCACAUCCAACAUCUACUUUAGGCUCAUUUUUCCACUUACUGAAGUCGUCGUUGGGGUCCGGAUUGCUAGCCAUGCCUGCCGCCUUCAAACACACUGGUCUAAUACCAGGAUGUGUUGGUACAAUGUUAGUUGGGAUAAUUGCUACACAUUGCGUCCAUAUUUUGGUAACAACGUCUCGCGACCUCUGUCGAGAGAUUCGAACACCUUUCCUGAACUAUGCGGAUACCUGCGAGAGAGUGUUUAAACAGGGUCCACAAAAAUUAAGACGAUACUCAUUACAUAUCAGGCACUUCGUGGACUACGCAAUGGCCGGAGUAUGUAUUGGUGGUACCAGUGUUUAUGUGAUAUUUAUUGCUGCCUCUUUGAAAGAUAUCGUCGAGCACUACGCGCCGGAAUAUAAACAUUCUGUUGAGGCAUAUUGCGGAUUUCUAAUAAUUCCACUAGUAAUAAUCACACAAAUAAGAUAUUUAAAAUUCCUAGUUCCAUUCUCAAUAUUCGCCAAUAUAUGUUUGGUAGUGACAGUUGCCAUAACCUCUUAUUAUACAUUCUCUGAAGUACCCAAUGACGUGGAUUACGUUUUGGUGAAUGGUGUAACGAAAUGGCCACUUUUUUUAAGUACAGCGAUAUUUGCAAUGGAAGGCAUAAAUAUUGUGAUGCCCAUUGAAAAUGAGAUGAGACAUCCACAGCUCUUCUUAGGAUGUCCAGGGGUACUGAAUAUCACCAUGACUUUCGUCGCCAUACUCUAUGGGGUGACCGGUGCAUUUGGUUAUUUGCGGUAUGGAAACGAGGUGCAGGGAAGUGUGACGCUUAACCUACCGCAAGGAGACACGUUAGCAAUGGUGGCUAAAUUUCUCAUUGCCGCAGCAGUGUUCUUCACUUACUGCCUUCAAAUGUAUGCCCCAAUGGAUAUAAUUUGGGGUCGAAUACAAAUGAAGAUAAGCAGGCGCUUUUAUAACACAGGACAAUUCCUAUUGAGGACUUUCAGCGUGCUUUUAACAGUUAUACUUGCUGUAGCAAUUCCAGACCUGGAACUCCUAAUAGGACUGGUUGGCGCCAUUUUCUUCUCUACCUUAGGUCUACUGAUACCAAUACUUGUUGAAACGGUGCAUAGAUGGGAGCGAGGACUGGGAGCCUAUUCUUAUAUAUUGUGGAAGAAUUUAGUAGUGUUAAUUCUUUACUUAAUAGUUUUAAUAUCUGGAUGUUAUUCAUCUAUUAGUGCAAUGAUAGAAAAGUAG